AUGCAGUGUGGUCAGUUCAUUUAUCGAGGGAUAGGUAUGAGGUGGAUAGCUCAGUGGUUAGGUCGCGAAUCUACUGACCGGGGAGUCUUUGAUUCGAACCCGAAUUCUGUCUCUCGACUUCUUCUGUCUAGACUUGGGCAACCUGGAAGUAUCCCAGCUUUCGUGCUUCCAUCUGGUGGCAUGGCAACUAGACACCGAAAGAGUGCUACAGCUGAACAAUUUCUAUUAUUAUUUUUAUGCCAACAGGCCCCCACUGAAUCUCUCAUUUGUGAUGCUUCCAGGCAACUGAAUAUGCCUCACCAGGCCGCCUCAUGUUUCAGCUGCCACGAUAUUCUCGAUAUCGCGAUACAUGUUGUCCGGAUCGAGGCAGAUGAUGGAACCUGUGAACUGGAUCCGGAAGGUGUUUGGACAUGCCUCUGCCAGGUCAUAAAGGAUGCGUUAUCAAAUGCUGAUGUUACGCCUGAAGAUGUCAAGUGCGUCGGCAUAUCCGUUCAGAGGAACAGCUUACUUCUCUGGGACAAAGACACAUCCAAACCUCGAACAAAUGUUAUCACGUGGCAAGAUUUGCGCGCUUCAAAUCUGACAAAAAGGUGGAACAACUCACUGGUCCUCCGAAGUAUGAAGGCGGGCGGUCACGUUCUUUAUUGGAUGACAAGACUACCUCGGUUCAAGGCAUUGGCUUCUUAUCGGUUCAAAACCAUUUUGGCCUGCAUCCGUCUAAAGCAUGUACUGGAUGAACGACCGUUGCUUCUCGCCGAAUGCCGUCGUGGUUCCGUUUAUUACGGGUGUCUGGAAACUUGGUUUCUUUGGCGCUUGACCGGGGGCGAGGCAUUUUGCACAGACGUCAGUUGUGCCAGUGUGUCAGGAAUGUAUGAUCCUUUCACCCGCAGAUGGAGCGGUCCUAUACUGUGUGCUCUUGGAAUACCCAGUGAAAUCCUCCCGGAAGUUUUUCCUUCAAGUCACUUGUACGGCUAUGUUCGCCAUGGACCACUGAAGGUUCUCAGUGAUGCUGCACCGGUUGCUGUUACAGCCCUUAUCGGGGAUGCUCAAGCAGCCACCUUAACGGAGGACUGUCUAGGACUUGGACAAGCGAAACUAACCUUGGGCACUGGCAGUUUUCUGAACAUGAGUACCGGAAACAAGGCUUACGCACUUAUGAACGGAUUCUAUCCUGUGAUUGGAUGGGCUUCCAGUUACCAUCCCACAGACACAAUGUCUGCACCGGAUGUCAGCUCCUGCGGUUCAUCACCCUGUGCAUCCAGUCAUUCCUCGGACCUCACGUACUUACUGGAAGGGUCCCAUCCAAAUACAGGCACGAUCAUCGAGUGGCUUAGAACAGAGCAUGUGUUUGACACUUACGCUGAAUUGGAACAACUUCUGGAACAAGGGGAUCAACUUGGACUUGAUGAUGAGGCGAAAACCGCAAAUACCUUCUAUGUGAAUGUUCCACCUAACCAUCUCAGACGCCAUCAGGAGUUUCUGGAAUACUCUGAGACCAUUAAACGGCGCAAAUUUAUCGGUCCGGACGGUGUGCUGGUUGGUGUCAAUGAGAGUUCGCCUGAGUUGAACCGAAUAAUCACCGUACGUGCUGUAAUGGAAUCUAUCGCAUUCACCAUCCGACAGAUGCUUGAGCAGUGUAGCAAGGAAGCUGGCCUUACUGCGCGCGAGUUGCGAGUCAAUGGCAAUGUUUCACUCUCCGACUGGUUAAUGCAGCGUCUGGCUGAUACAACAGGCAUUCCGAUUGAACGCAGUGGUUUUGAGGAAUCUAGUUGCUUGGGCGCUGCCAUCGCGGCUGGUGUAGGUGCAGGUGUUUGGUCCAGUUUCGCGGCAGCCACGCAGAUGUUGCACCACCGAAUGAACUCUGAGAAUGGCCGGUUCCGCUCUUCAUCUCAGGUCAACUGGACAUUAUGCAGACACUUUCAGCCUCGUCCAGACGUAGUACAACGGCUCCGUGGACGCUAUCGACGCUGGUGCCAAGCUCGACGUCGCUACAUAAGACAGCUCCGGUCAGCACGUAUUGUCGGUUUCACAGACUACCAUUGCACAAGUCCACAAACUGACACUUCCGUGCCGGGCCUCACACCCAAUUCAACGUGCCGUAUUGUGUUUUGAUCAGGUGGCUGUGACUUAACAUUCAGGCCUGUAUGAGAACAACAUGGUCUACGCGAGCACGCAAUCCUUUCAUGUAUUAGCUUCCCAGAAAGGUCUCCAGCUCUAUAUUUUCUAUUUUUGGGUCAUCUCACUGCUCUGAGUAUUAUUAUUGCAACCUAUUUUGAUACCUUUGUCUUGUUUUAUUCAUUUUUGUACGCGAACCUCUGUGACCAAACACAACCCACUGUAUGCUGCUGAUAUCAGUGUUUUGGAUUAUGGUCCUUGUGAUGCAGGCGAGUGUAACUGGGCUUCAUAUGUUGCUCGUCCAACACAUACUUGUCCCCUCCGCUCGCCGACGCACUGUCGAUUUUCUUGCCUAAUACAGUGUGCAAUCUUCCUAUUCUGUUUCACGUCUCGAUUAUUUAACUUUGGUUCCUUAUUUGUCGUUUACUGAUCAUCAUUACUGCUU
Messenger RNA from Opisthorchis viverrini, 2560 nucleotides. RefSeq lists its product as hypothetical. The transcript is spliced from 15 exons. Gene Ontology annotation, biological process: triglyceride metabolic process; glycerol-3-phosphate biosynthetic process; glycerol metabolic process. Gene Ontology annotation, molecular function: glycerol kinase activity. Bases 1 to 2112 code for a protein of 703 amino acids. The record is from RefSeq and is a predicted model, not a curated record. Gene Ontology annotation, cellular component: mitochondrion. NCBI's taxonomy places the organism in Eukaryota, Metazoa, Platyhelminthes, Trematoda, Opisthorchiida, Opisthorchiidae.